Neurospora tetrasperma FGSC 2508 is the source of this 759-nucleotide messenger RNA. RefSeq lists its product as uncharacterized. The record is from RefSeq and is a predicted model, not a curated record. The coding region runs from base 1 to 741 and encodes 246 amino acids. The transcript has a single exon. Lineage: Eukaryota; Fungi; Ascomycota; Sordariomycetes; Sordariales; Sordariaceae.
AUGUGGGACUUGUGGCUCGACAUCGUUGUAGAGAGUGAAUUGAUGGAAGAUGAUGAUGAUGAACCGAUGUUCUUUGGCCCACCUCGACCUCCGGCUUGGUUUCAUUGGGAGCCUGGCCACGGCGAGCCGCCAGUUUUCCCUGCUGGUCUUCUACCUAUUGGUAGUGAAUUUCAGGUGGAUGACCUCCUUUGGGACGGUGCGUCCCUGAUUCUUCCUCAGGGCCCCGUCCCUGAGCCACGUGAUGCCGAUGAUACAGCAGGUCCUUUCUGGGCUCCUGCCCCAGUGACCCUCCGUCAACAUCAUUUCCUCCCCAGAGAACAGCCGACACACAAUGAGGACGAACUCUUCCUGCAAACGCUAGAAGAUGACAUAACUACACACCAAGUCAUUGAUCCUCUGGACAAUCUCUUACUGGAUCGCCCCCCGUGGGCUCCUGACUUCUCUCUACCUCUUCGAGCGUCGAUCCGCGAUGUGGUAGAUUUGGUCGACUCCGAACCCUCUCUUCCUCCUCCAGGCUGGCAAACUGCGCUGACUCUCCUUCGUCCCUGGUUUCACGAAGCGCCGUGGAGAUUAGAGCCCGCGACCAAUAUUCCCGGUCACAUUGUCGGACGAGAAGAGCUUGUGUUGUGGAUUGAUGAUGCUGUGGAUGUUCUGAUCAGGCGAAACCGGACACUUUUGCAGUUUAUCAACUUUGAUAUCCGUCAGCAAAUGGCUGUUGCACCAGACGCGCCUCGACCGUGAGACACGGGUUGAGAAGCG